Echinostoma caproni is the source of this 1713-nucleotide messenger RNA. NCBI's taxonomy places the organism in Eukaryota, Metazoa, Platyhelminthes, Trematoda, Plagiorchiida, Echinostomatidae. The record is from the annotation of a GenBank genome assembly.
AUGUUUCUCGAGUCGCAAUGGGGUGAAGGCGUUGAAAGUGGUGGAUAUGUCAAUCCGGGUUUCGAGGACGACGAGGGUGAAUUAGUCGAUCAGAGAUUCUUGGACGAGUUGGACAACCUUUGCGAGAUCGGGCAACGGUGUACAUUUGUCGGACAGGACUAUGUGAAUUGGAAUGUGAGCGAACCGGACGGGAAAGAGCACGCUGCCAAGGAUUUGGUGGACCGGAAUGUCGUACCGCGUAUGCCAUGGCACGACAUUGGAUGCGUCUUGUCCGGCCAGAUCGCUUCGGAUUUUUCUCGGCAUUUUAUUCAGCGCUGGAAUGCCAUUCGAACCUCUCGUAUUCGUUUGGCUACCAAAGGGACCUCUGAAAGAGAACGACGUCGACAGAAACCUUUGUUAAUUCCGGUCGAACCAUGUGCCCCAUGGAACACAGAUAAUUUGAGCACUGUGUUACGCGAUCCGCGACAGGCUUCUUCGUGUCAGGCCCAAGCACUCCGUAGUGUAUCCAUUUGGUCUUUGUGUGUCCCAGCUGGUAAUGUGAAGCGUGGAUUCCGGGAAGAAUUUCAUCGUUGGUUAUAUGGUCACGAUGAUGCCAAGGUAGUUAGUACAAUAAAUGAACGUGAGCGAGGUCUAGAGACCUCCAUUCUAUCCGCAUACAUAAACUCAAUCCUUGACGCAGAACAUUUCAUUUUGAUCGAGAAUCAGUUCUUUAUCAGUUACAUCAUGUCCACGGAUUUCAAAGCGAAUCUCUACACGGAACGCCCGCGAAAUGAGAGUCACCAUAUACCAGAGUAUGCGACUGCAGAAAACACAGAUCCACACGAAAGAUUGCCCAUUACCGAUCAAUCGGCUGAAGUGAAGAAUCGAAUUGUGGACGCCAUAUUUUUGCGAAUUAUACGUGCUCAUAGAGAGGGAAAACCGUUUCGGGUGUUCAUUAUCCUGCCUCUCGUUCCCGGUUUUCCCGGUGAAUUUGGUAAUCCAACCGCAAGAAGUCAGCAUAUGAUCUGGCACUACACUCGACUCAGUCUGUUCUCGGGUGAGCAAGCUCUAUUCCCUCGACUAGCUCGAUUUGUGCCCGAUCCAAACGAUUACGUGUCCGUAUGCGGCUUACGCAACUAUGCUGAAUGGCCGAACGGGAAUCUGAAAACGGAGUUGGUCUAUGUGCACAGCAAAGUCAUGGUUGUGGACGAUCAAAAAUUGAUAAUCGGAUCAGCCAAUCUGAACGAUCGGAGUACCCGGGGUAAACGAGACAGCGAGCUGGCAGUCCUGAUUGAGAAUAAUCCGUAUCAGCAAGAUCAAUCAUUUUGUCCAUUCGUGCGACGAUUCCGACGCAGUUUGAUGGCCGAACAUUUGGGCGUAUUACCCACACUGAAACGGGCGAAUCGACACGAGUGGUCUGAUGAACUGUUAAACGAUCCGGUCUGUGACGAGUUCUAUCAUGGUGUGUGGCGAAAAACGGCACGACGCAACGCGGAGCUGUUUGAACAGGUAUUCAAUGUCAUUCCAUGCAACCACUUGAAAACGUUCAACGACUGCAAAGAAUAUAGACAGAAGAUUCCAAUGAGCGUGGGGGAUCCUCAAAAAUCACGAGAAUUGUUGAAGCAAGUUCGAGGCUACCUAGUUGAAUUUCCGGCCGAAUUCUUAGCUAACGAAGACUUGACGCCACCCCCAGGGACAUUGGAAAAUCUGGCGCCGGCCCUAAUCUGGUUAUGA